AUGCGCACGUAUUUAUUCCAAAAGGAGAUCUGUUUAGACGUUGGCGUGGAAAACCUUGCCAGGGGCAAAGUACACUCAACGAGCGCACUGCUUGAUUCAGGCGCUAACGGGAUCUUCAUAGAUCAGGUCUGGGCGGAGCAAAUUGGACUACCCCUUGUAAAAUUAGAAACGUCUAUUCCCGUCUAUAACGUUGACGGUACGCUUAACGCAGGUGGCUGUAUUACACACAAAUGUUCUUUUGUGGUCGAAUACCAAGGACACAGAGAACGAGUCACUGCCGAGGCUACCCAACUAGGGAAGAUUAAUUUAAUCUUAGGCUGGACCUGGCUA
Molecule: messenger RNA, 330 nt
Organism: Serpula lacrymans var. lacrymans S7.9
Lineage: Eukaryota; Fungi; Basidiomycota; Agaricomycetes; Boletales; Serpulaceae
Exons: 1
Source: RefSeq, a predicted model, not a curated record